AUGAUAGGAGGCCGUUCUGAAAAGGACGCUGGAAGGCGUUUUGGUGGUGCUAAAAAGGAAGAAACUUGCAACAGAGGAGCUUCAUAUAACAAAAAGAAAGGACGUUGUGAAUGUGACAAUCCGGAAGCAGAUGCUAAAAUUGCAAAUCCGGAAAAAUACGGACACUAUCCACCAGGUACCAUUUGCUUUGAUUGUGGAAAAGUUAAAGAAGGAAGAUCUUUGGUUUUUUUACUUGAUAGCACUGGUAGCGUUGGACAAGAAGGCUACGAUAAGGAUUUCAAUGAUAGAUGUAUUCAGCAAAUUAACUUCAUGAAGAUGAUUGUGAAGAACAUAAAACAGAUCAGAACAGGAAUUGUCAAAGUCAUUCAAAUUCCAAUUGUCUCACUUGAAAUGGGCCAGCACACUCCAGAUCAACUGAAGUACGCAGACUUUCACCUACUGGUUAUAUUUACCCAUGUAGUACCUCAGGACUUUAUCAUUUUACUACUGAACGAUAGUCAUUGACA
Molecule: messenger RNA, 506 nt
Organism: Strongylus vulgaris
Lineage: Eukaryota; Metazoa; Nematoda; Chromadorea; Rhabditida; Strongylidae
Source: the annotation of a GenBank genome assembly